Molecule: messenger RNA, 4872 nt
Organism: Amphiprion ocellaris (clown anemonefish)
Lineage: Eukaryota; Metazoa; Chordata; Actinopteri; Pomacentridae
Product: microtubule-associated tumor suppressor 1 homolog
Exons: 18
Coding region: 253-3339 (1028 amino acids)
Cellular component (GO): cytoplasm; nucleus
Molecular function (GO): microtubule binding
Source: RefSeq, a predicted model, not a curated record
GUGCAGAUCGCUGCAGAUCGCUGCAGAUCUCACUGAGAGGACGGAUCUCUGAGCAUGAGGGAUUUCUAAAGGAUUUAUUUCACGUUUACUUUGGAUCCGGUUUGUGUUGCAGCUGCAGCAGAAAACAAGAAACACCUGGAAGUCCUGUAAAUCUGGACAUUGAUGGAGAACCGAGGUUCUGCCAUGGACAGGAUGAUUGUUUUUAGGAGCUCUGCAGCGUUUCUGGGUCGGUUCUCCUUCCAGCUCUGAGCGAUGAGUGUUUCUGACGGUUUCAACAUGAAGCUUCCUCUUCGCUCCGACCUCAACGGGAACGCCUUCCCCGUCUCCUCCUCCUCGUCCUCUUCCUCGCCGGAGUCGAUCCGUGGCCUGAGCGGCGCCGACGGUCCGCCGGACUACGACCUGCUGGAGGUUACCCUGACGACCAUGGUGACCGACGCCGACGCCGUUGUCAUUUCAAGAUGGCUGCCGCAGGACGACGACCCGGAGGACGACGUUUCGACGGGAAAAACUGAGUCCAACGACAACUCGGUGUCGGUCUACCUGGACGCCGACGAAUUCCGGAGAGACGCCUGGAACGACAACCUGACGCUGUCCCUGACGACCAGCACCGGUAGCCACGGCAACGACGACUCCUUGACUCCAGACUCAGACGCCACCGAGGUCCCUGCUGACGACGACGACGACGAAGAGGCGCUGUUUUUGUCCGUCUGCAGCUCCAUCAGCGAGCAGAACCCGGUUCCACCCGAGGAGACCCAGAGUCCCCCAUCUGAGGACCUGAUUGAAAGCACCCAGAUUACACUUCCUGCAGCACCGACCAAGCCAGCAGCUAAAACCAAAACCACCGGCGCAAAUCCGGCCUUCAGUCAGAGAGUCUCUAAACUGGACCUGAAGACGGUCAGAACCAGAGUCGGCUCACGAUCCAACCAGUCGCCACCGAAACCACCGAGUCAGCAGACCAGAGCGGCUCCAGUCGAUACGAGGCGAGUGGUGUCCAGGAAGCAGGAAGCAGCUGAUGGAGCUAAAAGGCCGACGGCCGGCCCGGUCCGAGUCUCCGUGGUGCUUAGACCCGUCAGAGAGAAGAGCAGCGGCUACAGAACCGACCGCAGAGCUGCUGCGUCCGGCAGCUCUCUGGAGGAUUCUCCCAACCGGUCGGUCCGGCAGAACCAGGAGGCUGGAGGAGCUGGAGGGGCUUUAGAUGCUGGAGGUUCUGGAGGUUCUCUGGAGGCUGGAGGGGCUGUAGAUGCUGGAAGUUCUGGAGAUUCUGGAGGUUCUGGCGGUUCUCUGGAGGCUGGAGAUGAAGCUCUGCUAACUGAAGCUAUGAUGGAGAAGCGGAGGAGUCACGUCAGGAAAGUCUCCUCCAAGCCGGGACCUGGACCCAGACAGCAGCAGCCUCCUCCUCCGGGACCUCCAGGACCUCCAGGACAGGGCAGCCCUGGGCCCAGGGCAGCCCAGAACAGAGGCUCCUCAGCGGGGGAAGGUGGGCAGAGCGCUGGGAGCGGAUCUCCAAGCAAACCGAGACAAAGUCAGAACCAAGGGAUCCCCAAACCUCGAACCUCUUCGUUUACCGCUCCGUCUCCUGCAUCCUCCACCUCCAGACCAACGGCCAAUCAGCAGCCGGCGUCGGGGUCGUCGGGGCGACCGGCAGCCUCCUCGAAGCUUCCUGUGAAGGGAUUACCCACAAGCCUCAGCGCCUCGUCGCUGGGGAGCAAUGACAGCAGCAGAGCUGCUCCUUCAUGUCCUGGAGCUCCAGGGAUCCGACCGGAGGACCGACCCAGCAGAGGUCCCCUCCCUCUGGGCAUCCAGAGCACCGUGAAGCCCCCCAGCUCCAGCUCCACUCCUCCCAGUCCUCCCAGCGAUGCAGCUCCCAGUUCAACCAGUGGAGGGAAACUUCCCCCCAUGAGGAGCAGAGCUUCUUCUCUGCAGGCCAGAGCCUCAACCACAGGUCUGAAGCCUCCGAACAUCAGCUCCGUUAAAUCUCCCUCCAGGACUCCUGCAGUCCAGAACCCGACCUGUCCGACCCAGAACCUCCUGCAGCGCAGCGGCUCAGCCAGACGGGGGCGCCUCGUAGGCUCAGUGGAUAAAAACAAACAGACGUCCAGAUGCAGCCAGACGGUGGCCGGAGAGCAGAACCAGAACCAGCCGCUGCCUCCACCUGAGCAGGUUCCAGAUGUUUUGAAUGCUAACACACCAGCGGCUCCGGUUCUCCCGGUUCCCUCCGCUGAUAACACCACAUCGGGUUCCACCGGACCCUCCAGCUUCAGAGCCAGAACCGGGGCCCGGUCCAGCCCCAAGGCAGGUUCCCGCCUGCAGUACGGUCCCAGACCAGCAGGGGGCGCUGCGGACGGGUCGGUCCCUGGUAAACAGAACCACAACAAAGAACAGGUGGAGAAGAAGAACCAGGCCAUCAACCAGCUGAGGAGGCUGCUUGUCCAGGGGAACCGGAGGGUGGAGGCUCUGGCUACGGUCAUCCAGCAUCUCUUCACUGAGCGUGAGGAGGCCUUAAAGCAAAAGAAGGAGCUUUCUCUGGAGCUGUCCAACCUCCGGGAUGAACUCGCGUCGUCGUCGCAGUGCUGCGAGCGUCUGCAGAAGGAGAAGGAGGAGGCUCGGCUCGGCCUGGAGGAGGCGCUGAAGAGGCUGGAGGAGCAGCACAAGGAGGAGCUGGAGCAGCUGGAGGACAGACUGAGGAGUUUCUACCAGACGGAGUGGGACAAAGUUCACCAGACGUAUCAGGAGGAGGCGGACAAAUGUCGCAUGUUGAUGGAGCAGCAGGUGGAGGGUCUGAGGAGCCGACAGGAAGCUGAGAGGAAGAACCAGGAGGAGAACCACCUCCAGACCCUGGAGGCUCUAAAGCAGCAGUACCAGUCCUCCAUAGAAGAGCUGAGGAGGAAUCAGCAGAUGCAGGUAGAAAACCUGCAGAAAACGCUGACGGAGACGGAAACUUCUCUCUCUGAGAAAAUAUCGGAGCUGUCGGCGGAGAAGGAGGAUCUGAGCGAGAAGCUGGCGGCAGAAGAGGAGCGACGGAAACGAAUUCUGUCCGACAAGAACCUGAAGGACUCCCACACCGUCUACCUGGAGCAGGAGCUGGAGAGUCUGAAGGUGGUUCUGGAGAUCAAGAACAAUCAGCUGCACCAGAAGGAGAAGAAGCUGAUGGAGAUGGACAAACUGGUGGAGAGCAACGUGAAGCUGGAGGAAUGUCUGAAGAAGGUCCAGCAGGAGAACGAGGACUACAAGGCCAGGAUGGACAAACACGCUGCUCUGUCCAAGUUUCUCAGAGACUAUGGGUUGAGGAGGAAUUGGAAGUUUUUCGGCUUAGACCUGGUGUCAUUCCAUCAGUGUUAAACUUCCCGGCUCAUCUUGAAAGAGUACGUGCCAGAAAGACCACGACCAAGCAGCCUUGAGAUCUUAGACAGCGUCUCCCUGAGGUGGGUGUCGACGGUGUUCACAGUCAGGUCUGUGGUAAUCCCAUCAAAAAACAAAACAGAAAAAAAAUCUAGAUUAUAAAUCAACAUGUAACCAAAGCACUCUGUGUAUAACGCCAUAGUAUAGGAUGUAGUUCAGAAAAUGUCAAAGUAUAGUAUGCUUUACUCAAGAAUAACAUAGUAUGGCCUGUAGUUCAUAGUACAGCAUGUUGGCAAGAAAACAAAACAAAACAUAGAUUAUUAUGUGGUUCAAAAAUUGCAAAAUGAUAGGAUGUUGCCUAAAAUUGUCAUGUAUGAUAUGUGGUUCAAAAAAUGUCAUAGUGCAGUAUAUUGUCAAAAAAGUAUGCAAUUCAAGAAAACAUCAGAGUAUAAUAUGUCAUCUAAAAAAUGCCAUAGAAUAAUAAUUUCAUCGCACAAGUAAAAGUAUAGUAACUUUUAAAACUGUGCGAAUUCUUAUAUGUUGCUAAAAAAAAAAAAAAAAAACUAAAACAAAAAAAGUCACAGUAAUAUGUCAAUGUAAAAAGCCUAUAGUAUAGCAUGUCACCCAACAAACAUCAUAGUAUAGCAUGUCACUCUAAAAACGUCACAGUAUAGCCUUUAGUCCACAGCUGUCAGUAGGUGAGGAGCAACACAAAAACAGUCCAAACGCUGGUUUCCAGAGGGUUAGACGAGAAUUUAUUUGAAAGUGUAAGUUUACAACAACACAACAGGGGGUUGUGAGGGGGUUAAAAACAAAUGGGUGUUAGUAAAAUAAAAAUAAAUAAACAGAACUAAAAGUGAACUUCAUGUUGACAUUGAUGGGCAUUCCAACCAGGAACAAAGUAAAAGAUAAUCAAUACGAAAAAAAACUGUUCCUGUUCACCUCUUAAAACCCAAAAACACACCGCAGUAGCACCCUAAACUAAAACUACCACUGUGUUCCCUGUUUUCCUUUGUGAACAAUUCAAAGGUCCCUCUCUAUCUCCCCACACAUCCACCAACCACUGGAACACAUCUCCAAAGUUCUGCCGGGCCAGCUCAGCUUCCCCUCAGAAGAAGUGCCGCCACCUGCCAGAUGAAGGAGCUUUUUGAGAGGCAGCUGGCAUCGUGAUUGGACUGUACUUUGGUCUGUUCCAAUCCAGCUUCAGCUCCAGAGACGGCAGGCGGGACGAGUCAACGGAGGCCGGGUGGACGAAGGCAUGCAGCUGAGUACAAUCCAGAAAACAACAGAGGAGGAGUGCAGUGGCCCAGAGCCAGAACAACCAGAGUAGCAUCGUAUGUCUCUUAGAAAACAUCAUAGUAUAGCCUUUGGUAUGAAAAAACGCCAUCAUAUACAUCAUAUAUUGUACAAAUAACAAGUCAAAGCAAAGAGACAUACAUUGUAGAAUUGUAGUAAUUGUGGGCUGACUGAUUUACUGAUUAUCAGUAUUUUAUUUUUUACCGAUUUACGGUAAUAAAUACAUUUAAAAGUGGU